AUGGGUCGCCAGGAGGCAUCUCCACCCCCCCAGCGCCAACGCGUGCCUCACCACCGUCACCAUCGUCAUCGCCGCAACCACCGCUCGCCCUUGCAGGCCACGAAUUACAGCCAGCCUUUGGACUUGGGAAGGUUUAGCCGACAUACCCAUGCACCAAGUAGCCGUGUUAUUGUGGAGAGUUGGCUGGGGCAACUAACGGCUCCCGCUCCAGUUCCCGCAAAGAGGCUGGCGUCGCCAGAAACUCGAAACCAUCUGGUUCACCAGAGCAAACAUUUACGUUCCCAAGAUAGAGACCAAUCUCCCCGCUGCCAUCGACGUAGACGUGUAGAUCAAUUGUGGAGGCCUCACUACAUCCCUGCUGUACAAGGCGCUUCACCCCUUCGUCUUCUAGUCCUAGGGGAAUCACCCGAGAAAUCGAAGCAACAAAAGAAGCGAAAAAGCGGCAAUAGCUCAUUGAUCAGCAGUCUAAGUUCUCGUCAAGAGAUUCUAGAGUGGGAUAGCACCGAGAACACGUCUAAACAUGGAGGGAAUACAGGCUUCAAGCGCCUAGAUGAAACAGAGGUAGGCACCGUAACCGCCUCAUCACUAAUGUCUCACGCGAGUUUGGAGGUCCCGAUCUUUGAAAAGCGGCCUAGGCGUAAGACAAGGCCGGAAAAGUACGAUGCUCGUAAGCCAGAGAGUCAAAAGAGGAAGAAUAAAGGGGCGGCUCAACGCGAGCAUGAGAGGAGAGGCACCGGGCCGAGGAAGGGAAGGCAUCUAGCCGCCGGGAGAAACGUCAUGAAAGACUUCACCUCCGGGGCUGUUCUUAGCAAUCGAAUUACUGUCCAUCCUAAUCUCAAGCCUGGCCUUUUCAACAACAAGCGUAUGCCAAAAGAGCAUCCCAUUGCCGACCUAUCUUUUUCGGAAAUGCCAUUUCCAAGGCACCCUGAGCGAGAUGUUUCACGGCACAAAGGACUGUCCAACUCCCAGGUCAGAGAACGUCGACGUGAGAGCCGAGAGCUCGAACAAAUCUCUUCGUUUUUUCUACCUGCCUCUGCUGAGUCGAUGCCACGUAAGUCAAAGUCGGCCAAACUCAAGGAUACUGAAGUAUCUCGUAAUGAACAGCCGCCCCUCCGAGAUUCACUGACGAGUCUAUCCUCUCCUACUGCCCAGACUCGAAGCUAUCGCCAGGAGUCUGCUCUACCUAUAGAAGAUUCUGACUCCAUCCCAGAUACGAAAAGUCACGACCCCGAUUGUCGUACAACACCCAGUAAAACAACGUAUUUCACGUGGUCGACCAGCCAACAGUCCCCCCAAGCGAGAGGUUGCGUAGGCAAUACAGGAUCUAGAAAGUCAGGAAGAUCUGUGACACCCAAUGAUAUAAGAGAAGCUUUAGCUACCACUGGGGUUUAUAGAAAAACCAAGACUAGUUUGCUUGGUGAUCUGGACGGUACACGGAAACAUGCAUUGCUAAAAGUUAGCGAGGCAUCAUCUGCACGCAAUAAUAUGGCUGUUUAUAGAGACGCUUAUGAAGGGCACACACUCGACGUAGAUCACGAGGCGGCGAUGGAGCCCAGAUGGGCCGAUGACACAGGAGUUGAAAUGGCCCAGCUCACUGGUUUAGAGAAACGAUGGAACAAAAUACUUCCUCCCGAGUGGAAAUCACGGAGAUUAUUAAAGGGACAGACGUCCCCUGUAAACGAGCAGCAACCGGAUGUAGUCUCGGAUACGUUAACAAGAGAAUAUCCCUCUGGCUGUCAUGAACUUCCACAAGGGGCUUGUGCGAAGACGAUGAGAGAUCUUCCUUCAGGUCACUCUGUCCACCACGACGGGAAUACUGGCUCUAGAGUUGAUACACAACGUAUAGGUAGAAACACCAGACCGGUAUCCCUAGAAACAAAUCAGCCCGUUGAAGAUGAUACGGCCAUCGACGAAGAUCAAGUUACAACUGUUUCCAGAAAUGCGAUGCCGCCACCUCCAAUACCUCCACCCCGAUCCAACUCCCUGCACACUACUGGCUCCAGCCCAGCGCAUAACAUUAGUUCUUCUAUAGGUGCUGAAAGGAACAAGCCACCUGACGCUCUGAGUCAAGAACCAUCGGCGCCUUUGGAAUUAUACAUGGUGGCAAGUGAGCACGGUAAUUUGGAUGGGCAGUCCGAGAGAUUGUUUCAACCUAUGGAUUCAGCGUCCUGGCUACCACAAUCGGUACCUUCCGGUGUUAACAUCAAUGAUCGAAAUCAGACGUUGUCUAGAUUGAGUAUGAGGUCACCCAUAUAUGUGAAUCAGGGCAAACAGAUAGAAUCCGAGGAGACGUUGCGUAUUCCCUCGCCUGCUGCAACAAGUAAGGGAGAGACCAUGGCAGAUUUCAUCGCGAGAAUUGAAAGCGAAGUAGGCGAACCAACUUCGGCUGAUGAGCCAUACCAGUCAAAGUCGGUUGCAAAGAAUCCAAGGUUCUCUGUAGAUCAAACAGGGCCAGCCUGCGACACACACAAUCAAUACCUAACCGUGUCUGAUAGGUCGUUGAGGAAUUACCACUGUCUCCCAAUCGGGACAAUAGAUGAGCCAAUGUUCCAACAUGUUUGGGAAACUAGUAAUACUCUCUGUUCGGCUGCUGGUAUGAGAGAGGAAUUCGUGAGAGGUAGUAUGGGGGGUCAGGGUGAUGAUGGCCCUGCCGAGUUUUUAGAAAUGUCCGAAUUUUGGCGACCUAAUCGGUUUUCGCAGUUUUGA
Molecule: messenger RNA, 2706 nt
Organism: Xylaria bambusicola
Lineage: Eukaryota; Fungi; Ascomycota; Sordariomycetes; Xylariales; Xylariaceae
Exons: 3
Coding region: 1-2706 (901 amino acids)
Source: RefSeq, a predicted model, not a curated record